Molecule: messenger RNA, 1552 nt
Organism: Oryza brachyantha (malo sina)
Lineage: Eukaryota; Viridiplantae; Streptophyta; Magnoliopsida; Poales; Poaceae
Product: nucleoplasmin-like protein ANO39
Exons: 2
Coding region: 37-1245 (402 amino acids)
Source: RefSeq, a predicted model, not a curated record
GUCGCUUCGUCUCCCCCUUCCACUUCACCAUUCCCCAUGGCCCCCAUCCUCCGCCGCUCCGCGCGGCUUCUUGCCGCCGAAGACGACGACGACGACUCCUCCGACGGUGAUGAGGUGGAGCAGCAACCCACCAUGAAGCAUCUUCCACUCCCGCGUCAAGGCGAGCAGAGCUCCGACGACGAGGAGCUGGGCAUCGAGUCCUCCCCGGAUCUUGUGGGGAUGCCCGCCAAGACACCACCGCCUCCGCGGGAUCAGGAUGGGAGGGAGGUCUCCGGUUCCGGUGGCGCCGACAAGCCGCCGGAGCCAGCUCUGCAGGCCAAGAAGCCAUCCGAUGCUGCCAAGCGUAAGGACGAAGGGUCUGAUUCCGAUGAAGACGAGGUGCCACUGGAGCCAGUGCCGCCAUCCGAUGAUGCCGACGAAGAGUCUGGUUCCGAUGAUGCCGACGAAGAGUCUGAUUCCGAUGAUGAUUCCGAUGAAGACCAAGUGCCAGUGGAGGAGCCCAGGAUGCCAAUGCCAUCUGAUGAUGCCGAGGAUGAGGACGAAGAGUCUGAAUCCGAUGAGGAUGAAGUGCCAGUGGAGCCCAGGAUGCCAUCCGAUGGUGCCGAGGAUGAGGACGAAGAGUCUGAUUCCGAUGAAGAUGAAGUGCCAGUGGAGCCCAGGAUGCCAUCCGAUGGUGCCGAGGAUGAGGACGAAGAGUCUGAUUCCGAUGAAGAUGAAGUGCCAGUGGAGCCCAGGAUGCCAUCCGAUGGUGCCGAGGAGGAUGAGCCUGAUUCCGAUGAAGACCAAGUGCCAGUGGAGCCAGUGCCGCAGACCAGCACCAUACCGCCAUCCGAUGGUGCCGAGCAUAAGGAUGAGGAGGCUGAUUCUGGUGAAAACGGGGAACCUCCUCUGGCCAACGACCCUAAUGGUAAGAGGAAGGCGCCGUCACCUCAAGUCAGUGAAUCUCCUCCGCAGAAGAGGAUGGUGCUGCAGGCCAACCAUGAGCAUAACAGUGGAACCACAGACACAGAGAAGCAAUUCAUGGACAAGUGUGCAUCCUACUUUUACCUUGGGAAGGAGGUUUCGGUUCUCAAUGAAGAGUACCCCGGCUUAUUUAAGAAGUCUUUCUUGGAGCUCGGAGAUGAUCAGGCUAGUGCAUUGGACGCUCGCAUCAAGAAUGUUAGUUUGGCUGAAAUCCGAUUGUCUUUGCGGAGGCGGAACCUGGAGCAGGAGGUGAUAAAGUCAGUGUUGAAGUUGCUCAAGUGAUCAUAGAACGGACAAAGCUUCAAUGGAGUGGAGGCCGACUUUGCUUUUGGUUCUGACCAUAUAUAUAUAUGUGUGUGUGUAUUGGUCGUUCUACCCUAGUUGGUAUCGUCCCAUUUUGGUCCAAGAUGGACAGUAACGCAGAUGAUUUGGGUCCACUAAGACUUAUUAGGCAUCUACCCCAUAUCUAGUUAGUAGGUUCUAUAUUCUGCUGGAACUACCAGUACGUAGGUAUUACUCUGGAUGCGGAUGCUAAACUUAAGUGGAGCUUAAUUCAGAAAUGCGAACGUUAUUACUGGUCGUUAUGCAA